Molecule: messenger RNA, 1878 nt
Organism: Triticum turgidum subsp. durum (durum wheat)
Lineage: Eukaryota; Viridiplantae; Streptophyta; Magnoliopsida; Poales; Poaceae
Source: the annotation of a GenBank genome assembly
AUGGCGUCCCCGACCGCUGCGGCCUCCCCGACCGUUGCGGCCUCCCCGACCCGUGCCCUCGCUGACACCACCGCGCCCUCGCCGGCCUCCCCGCCGCGCCGCCUCGCCUCGGCGCCGCCCGGCGUGGACGCGUCCACGGUCUCCUCCCCGGUAUCCGCCCACUCCGGGGACCUCUCCGCCUGCGAUGUCUCGAGCCCGUUGCUCGCUAGUAGGAGCGAGGAGUACAGGCUGAUGUUCCGGCUCCCGCCGGACGAGGUCCUUGUGCAAGAUUUUAACUGUGCCCUCCAAGAAAAUAUUCUUCUUCAGGGGCAUAUGUAUUUAUUUCUACACCAUAUAUGCUUCUAUUCUAAUAUUUUCGGAUACGAGACGAAGAAAACUAUACCUUUACAGGAUGUCACUGAUGUUCGUAAAGCAAAAACAGCUGCUAUUUUUCCUAACGCCAUAGAAAUUGUUGCUGGUGCGAAGAGGCAUUUUUUUGGAUCUUUCUUGGUGCGCGAUGAAGCGUAUCGUAUUAUAGUAGAUGGUUGGGAGCAGCAUGUUAGCGAUGCUAGGUUGCUCAUUGAACGUCAGGAUGCAAAGUCAGCAAGUAGCAGUGAUGAAAAUGGUUACGUUUUGUUGGAAGAAGGAAAAGAAUCUAAACAAGAUGAAGGUUCGUCGCCAUUGAACAGGUCUGCCAAUCCUACAGCUAUCAUUGGGGGUAGUACUGAUUGUGGUGAUCCAGAUGCCAGUACUUCUAAAAGAUUCUUAAAAGCGCCAGUGGAUGGAACCGAGGACAACCCUGGAUCUCUUAACCCAUUUAACUUGCAGCUGUUUGAUGAUGAUGCUCCUAAUGUACCUGAAUCAUAUACUUUGAUCACGGAGUCUAAGUUUCAGGUAUCUGUGGAAGUUUUCUUUAAUGUCUUACUCUCUGAUGGCGCCCUUGGCUUUCUGGAUGAUCUCCACAAAAAGUGUGGUGACAAAGAAUUUCGUUGUUCCAAUUGGCGUUUGGAUGAGCAAGGAGGACUUGUAAGAGAUGUCUCAUUCUUGCACCCAAUUAAAAUUUAUCUUGGUGCAAAAUUUGGGACAUGUCAGGAGGUUCAGAAGCUUCGUCUGUACAGAAACAGUCAUGUUGUGAUUCAGACAUCUCAAGAAAUUGGUGAUGCACCAUACGGGGACCAUUUCAUUGUUGAGGGAAUCUGGGAUGUUGAACAAGACAACCUAGAUGAGAACAGUUGCCACCUCAGGGUAUAUACUAAUGUAGCGUUCUCGAAGAGGACCAUUUUUAGAGGGAAAAUAGAGCAAUCAACGAAGGAUGAAUGUCGUGAGGUUUUUGGUCUCUGGAUCAAGCUUGCCCAUGAUAUUUUGAAGCAGGAUGGCAUCUCUCGGAAAGGAGCCUCCAUCCCCAUGAACGCUGAUGUUGAAUCAGGGCCUAGUCUGAACAUUGAAGGUCCUUUGGAAAAUACAGUCGCAUACAUGGCUUCGGCACCAUAUGAUUCUGGUUUGAGUAGCCUUGUUCCUCCCAUUGAACAUCGUCAACAAAGCGUAGGCACUUUGGCAUCCACUUCACAAGAAUUCUGGGGCUCACUCGCCUCAUAUAUGAGGUCCAGUCAAUUUGGUCCGGUUUUAGGAGUGAUGCUGGUGGCCAUCGUUAUCUUAAUGCAGGUAACAAUCAUCGUUCUGCUCAGUAGACCCCCCAAGGUCCUCAUGGUCAGUCCCGAAGCUUCUGUGAGCAGCUUGGGUUCAUAUAGCAAGGAGAGCAUAGAGUGGUUGCAGAAGCGAGUGAGCUUACUCAGCGAGGAGAUGCACAUGGCGGAGGCGCACAUGGAGAAGAUGCGCCACGAGUUUGCAUGGCUCAAGUCUCACCUUGAAAGACUGGAGAGGUUGAGGAGCAGCUCAUGA